AUGAGUAAAGCUGUAGAGAGGCCUCGUAAAGUUACGAUAGCCAAAUUGAAUAAAAUGAGAAGACAGAAUCACCCUAUCACCGUAUUAACAGCCUAUGAUUAUCCAACUGGAUUGACGAUUGAGAAAACUCACCACAAUCAUUUAAAUGGUAUAGAUAUUGCUCUAGUUGGUGAUAGUCUAGCAUUUACAGCAUUGGGAUAUUCAUCAACGUCUCAGUUAACCCUUGAUGAAAUGAUACAUCACUGUAAAGCUGUUACACGUGCAGCUACCACACCAUUCGUAGUCGCUGAUAUGCCAUUCGGUACAAUCGGUGUCAGUGACGAAGAAUCAGUGAGAGCUGCACUCAGAUUAGUACAAGAAGGUGGUGUUGACGCUGUUAAAAUAGAAGGAGGUUUAAAACAAGCAAAAACGAUAGAAAAAGUUGUUGAUGCGGGUGUACCGGUUAUCGCGCACGCUGGCUUACAACCACAGCGUGCUACGCAAACAUCAGGUUUUAGAGUACAAGGCAAAACUCCCAAGAGUGCUUUAUCAAUUGUACAAGAUGUGAAAGCAGUUGAGAAAGCGGGUGCAUUUGCUAUCCUACUGGAAGCUAUACCACCAAAUCUCGGUAAAUUCCUAACUGAGAUGGUUCAAAUACCUACAAUUGGUAUUGGAGCAGGUAAUUCCACUUCUGGUCAAGUACUCGUUCAACCGGAUAUGUUAGGCAGUUUCGACGCUUUCAAACCGAAGUUUGUUAGGGAAUUUGGAAAUGUUGGUAAGGUGACAAUGGAAGCGCUUGAUGCGUAUGCAGAAGCAGUCAGAUCUAGAGAAUUUCCGUCAAUUCAUGAGUCAUACAAUAUAGAAGAUACUCAAUGGCGUGAGAUUGAGGAAUUCAUUCGUUCACACGAGAACUAA
Molecule: messenger RNA, 894 nt
Organism: Wallemia mellicola CBS 633.66
Lineage: Eukaryota; Fungi; Basidiomycota; Wallemiomycetes; Wallemiales; Wallemiaceae
Product: ketopantoate hydroxymethyltransferase
Exons: 2
Coding region: 1-894 (297 amino acids)
Biological process (GO): pantothenate biosynthetic process
Cellular component (GO): mitochondrion
Molecular function (GO): 3-methyl-2-oxobutanoate hydroxymethyltransferase activity; magnesium ion binding
Source: RefSeq, a predicted model, not a curated record